UAUACGUUUUCCAAAUUGUUUUUUAAAAGUGAAAGUUAUGGGUGAUUUUAGUAUGUGCGUUACGUGGAUUUUAUUACUGACUACAGGGUCUAUGGCUGUCAUAAAUAAACACAGGAUCCCUUGGAUUAAAAUUAGAUUCUAUAAUCAAGAUCCUUUUGAAGAUUAUGCAAGUCGAUAUAUGAUCGCUUCAUCAGAUCGAAGCCAACUUCAGCGACCAGAAAAUGAUGAUCCCUGCGACAGUUUCAUCCCGCCACGACCAAGUUGGAAUUUCGGUCAACGUAUCAGUGAUAAAAAAUGCACUAAAUACAUGAGUGAUAUGAUGUACCGAAAUAAAAUAAAAGAAAGGCAAGUGAAGUGUCAGCAAAAACAUGGCAAGAAACCUGGACAUACAAACAUACGAAUAAUGAACAAACAUUCAACCAAAGUAGGAGAAUAUCCCCACAUGGCAGCCUUUGGUUGGAGACUACGAAGGCUAAGGAAUAGCUGGGCAUUUCUCUGUGGAGGCAGUCUCAUCAGCCCGAACUUCGUCCUGACAGCUUCUCAUUGUGGCUCACAGUCCAACACAGUAGUAAAUAGUAAAUACUUGAGGAAAGCAAAACCAGACAUCGUCCGAUUAGGAUCCAGAUAUAUCAAGAGACGCUAUAAUCCAAACACUGAUGUAACAAUCAAACAGUUCAUACAACAUCCAUAUUGGGAUCCGCCCAAACAUUAUUACGACAUAGCGCUGGUGGAGUUGGCCAAACCAGUGUCGUUUUCAAUAAAUGUUCAACCAGCAUGUCUGCCAGGAUCCUUUGCAUCGAAAUAUGAUGCUUAUAUUACUGGUUGGGGUGUUACCGAUGAAACAGUUAGAACCCUAUCAUCAGUACUUCAAGACGCGGAAGUCGAUAUUAUAGAUUCAAGUAAAUGCAACACACUGCUUAGUCCAUUUACAAAUAGAAAUUGGUGGGGUCUUAUGGACCACCAGUUAUGCGCCGGGAAACUCGAAGGUGGUGUUGAUACUUGCCAAGGAGAUUCUGGUGGACCUUUACAACUGAAGCUUCAAGAGACGAAGUAUGAAGGAAGUAUGCACAUGGUGAUUGGGGUGACAACAUUCGGGUUCAAAUGUGGAGUCAAAGAUCAGCCCGGCAUAUACACCAGGGUUUCUAGCUUUAUGGAUUGGAUAGAAAGUAUAGUUUGGCCACAAUAAC
Pieris rapae (cabbage white) is the source of this 1187-nucleotide messenger RNA. Its product is annotated as clotting factor G beta subunit-like. Gene Ontology annotation, biological process: proteolysis. The record is from RefSeq and is a predicted model, not a curated record. Bases 38 to 1186 code for a protein of 382 amino acids. Lineage: Eukaryota; Metazoa; Arthropoda; Insecta; Lepidoptera; Pieridae. The transcript has 8 exons. Gene Ontology annotation, molecular function: serine-type endopeptidase activity.